CUGGAUGUUUCUCUCUGUCUUAGCUCAAGUCUGAGAUCCCAGCCAGCAUACUUAACCUGAUUUAAUGUAUGUGUCUGUGGGAGUGUGUGCACGAGUGGGUCGUAUUCUUUGUUUCCAUGCCGACCCUCAGGAUGGUGUGAGUCUGUUGUCUUUGGUGGACUGAAGGCAGAGAGGUACCCCAUAUUCUGAGCACUGCAAGAAUGCCUGUGCAUCAGAUAUCAGUUGUGCCUAUCGCCAAGGAGACCGGCAGCAUCAGUCGCAGCUCUAGCAAGAUGAGAGACAAGAGUAAAGAGAAUGAGGGUGAGAAAGCACCUGGACGAUCAGGAAGUCGAUCCAGCAAUAUAUCUAAGGCAAGUAGUUCCACCCAGGGAGUCGUGCUGAACAGUUUGUCUCAAACAUCAUUUACACCCUCCUCUCAGGACAUAUGCAGCUCUCGUGGUCAUACUAAACUUGAAGUAGAUGGCUCAGAUCAGACUACACUCGUCAUGCCCAUAAACCCUGCCUCCGCUUCCGCCCCCACCGCAAAGCGACAAGUCAAACGUCGCAUUCGACGGCGACGGGAGAGCAGUGGGACCGGGGCUGUUGGGUGUGUCACAGAGUGUGUGGACCAACCGAGACAUUCACGGUCUUAUAAACAGGUGCACACACACUCAGACUCAUCCUCAGAAGACGAGGAGCGCUGGAGAGAAGCUCGCUCCUGGAGCCGUGAAAAAGCGAGACGGAGACGCAGCAGCGGCAGACAUAUGCAAGCGCAAUCCCGUGAGACACGGGAUGGUAUUGAGCUCAUGUCUGGCAACUCAGAUGAGGGACAGAAAGAGAACCAACCGCCACAGUGCAAGGAACCCAAUGGCAAGACCCACAAAAAGUUGUCGUCAAAAAGGGAGGAGCAUGGGAGCCAAAGCCAGGCAGCAAAUCACAGGAAAGGAAGUGAGCGUGGUAGUAGUAGAUAUGGAAGUGAGGAGGAGGAGCCUAUUACUAAGAAGUAUGAGGAACGAGGCUCAGGAGACCCAGAUAUGGCCGUCCCAUCCCCUUGUAAAUUCACAGAUCCCACCAAUCAGAAUGGCACCACUCCACAAGCAUGCACUGAUGAUGAACUAGAGGUGUGCAGGAUCUGUCACUGUGAAGGUGAUGAGGAAUGCCCUCUCAUCACUCCUUGCCGCUGUACAGGGAGUUUGCGUUUUGUGCACCAGGCAUGUUUGCAUCAGUGGAUCAAGAGCUCUGAUACACGCUGCUGUGAGCUCUGCAAGUAUGACUUCAUCAUGGAAACACACCUCAAACCUUUGCGCAAGUGGGAGAAGCUGCAGAUGUCUACAACUGAGCGGAGGAAGAUCGUCUGCUCUGUGACCUUUCACCUGGCGGCCGUAGUGUGUGUCAUCUGGUCUCUCUAUGUUCUGAUUGACCGCACGGCUGAAGAGAUCCGCCAAGGCAAGAACAAUGCGCUGCUGCGUUUGUCCCUUCUCAAUGCCGUAGGGGUGCUGGAGUGGCCGUUCUGGACCAAGCUCAUCGUGGUGUCUGUUGGCUUUGCUGGAGGACUCAUCUUCAUGUACAUUCAGUGCAAAGUUUACCUGCAGCUCUGGAGGAGGCUGAAGGCUUUCAACAGGAUCAUCUUUGUAGAGAACUGCCCUGACACCGCCCGCAACAGAGAUGACAGUCUGCCCCCCGUCACCCAGAGUAACGGCAAACAUGAGGCAGUGGAGGUUCCUGCACCUCAGACACAAACAAACACUUCCUGUCCUGUGCCCACAGGAAGUGUGGAGGUGGCCCCUGUUUGACAAUGGGUGAGGCAGGCAUGGCUACUUCCUGUCUCUGCUCAAAUCUGGGCAAGAUGAAAGGUGGGUUGCGUCUCAAAUGGUGUGUGGCUUACUGCACUACUCUUCUUGGUGCACUUCAGAGUAUGUUGAUAGAGUAAGGGAAGUCUAGCCAAAGGCUGCUGGUGUAUCUGAUCAAAGCCAUGUGAAUUACAUAAAAAAAAGCACUUUUUUAAAUAUAAAUUAAAACGUUUUUUUUAGGGGGAGGGGGGAUUCACAGUUUAUUUGUCAAGAAGUUAACAUAAGAAGUUCCUAUACUGUAUAUAUACAUCUUAUUGGUUAUAUUUAAAGGUGCAAUCAGUAACUUUUUGCUUGUGUCAUCUUGGACUUACAGUGACGCCUAGUGGUGUGGAUGCAGCAUCAUUUAAAAUCAAUAGUUUUCAGUAACAGAUGCCAUGGUAGAAUUUGAUUUUAACGAUCAGCCACGAUUAAUUUAAUCCAAGAGUGAAAGUGUCCAAUAACAAGAUGGUUUCUGAGAUUUAAGGAAUAUUCCGGGUUCAAUACAAGUUAAGCUCAACUGACAGCAUUUGUGGCAUAAUAUUAAUAACUACAAAAAUUUAUUUUUGACUUUGUGAAAACAAAAGCAAAAAUCUGGGUUACAGUAAGGCACUUACAAUGGAAGUGAAUGGGGCCCAUUUUUAAACGUUAAAAUACUCACUGUUUCAAAAGUAAAGAUACAAGACGUAAACAAUAUGCAUGUUAACGUUAUUUUAGUGUGAUAAAAUCACUUACUAACCUUUCCUGUGUAAAGUUAUAACCAAUUUUUCAACUUGAUUGCCAUGAUGAUGUAAUGUCAACAAACCCUAAAAUUACAGUAAAAAUGCCCAUUUUAACAACUUUACAGCUCAAAUAAUACAUGAGUUUUAACCGAAGAAUUAAUUUAAGUGCUUUUAUAAAAUUAUAAGCUUCACAUUUCUGCCUUUAAACCCUCCAAAAAUUGGCCCCAUUCACCUCCAUUGUAAGUGUCUCACUGUAACCUCGAUUUCUGCUUUCUUUUAAAGAAAAUUCUAAAUUAAUUUUUGUGGUAAUCAACAUUAUGCCACAAAUGCUGUUGAUUGAGCUUAACUUGUAUUGAACCCGGAAUAUUCCUUUAAGCGAGUAGUAUUCAGCUGGUCAUGUGAUUCUAAAAUGGCAGCCCCCACGAGGGCACCCCUGCCCAUUGUAGAAUAAAACUGCUUUUAUAAGGUUACUAAUAUGACUAGAGUCCUCAUCUUACAGUAUGUGAGUGGUCAUGAUUUUAUACAUGCCAAAAUCACAAUUCAUUUCUUUAGGAGUAAAACUGUUUAAAUGGGGAAAAAAUGACUGAGUGCACCUUUAAUCAGAUUAAGAAAAAACUUCAACAUUCUCAACUUGUAGCUUUUCUCUCAAUUGCCAAAACUUACAAAGAAUUCUCUAUCAGACAUUUAAAUUAGACAGGGACCAGGAAUAAACUGAGAUGGCGUGACGAUAGUGAUUACUGUUGUCAGGGAACCUGUCUUGAGAGGCAAUCUGAGCAUCAGUUGCGUUGUAAUCCUCUAAAGCUUUGGUUCUCACCUCAAUUGUCUUUGUACUCUUAGAUCAGGAAUAGGAGAAUCAUUAUGCUGAUUGUAUUUACAGUUUAACUCAAAGAAUAGAGUUAAAUUCAUUGAAUGUCUUGAAAAAACCUAAACGAACCAAAGAUGUUACAAACUGGGAAAGAGACAUGCAUUGGUAGAUGGCUUGUAUUUGUUUAUCAUGUUAACAUGAACUUAGUCUUCAGUAAAGGCUGAUUGUAUAUUCUUGACGUAUUAUGUGACACACAAAGGUAUAUUAUUUUUGCCAGAAUAAAUAGUGCUAGACAUAUUUUUGUUUAUAGUCUGUUUAUAGAUACAGUUGGCAAGGGAGGCAUCUCCCACCAAUGGGGGAAAACAAAUCCCAGUUACCACAGUUAUCAGUUCAGUUCUAUGGGCAAAGUGAAGAGAAAUUUACAAUAUAUAAUUUGCGAUAGAGAUUGCCAUUUCUAGGUCUGAAUUUACACUUUUGAUUUUCAUAUACAGUAUAGUGCUGUGCAAAAGUUUAAGGCACUUGUGAAAAAUGUUGCAUAGUGAGGAUGUCUUCAAAAAUAAUGCCAUAAAUAAUUUUCAUUUAUCUAUUAAUGUCAUACAAAGUCCAGUAAACAUAAACAAAGCUAAAUCAAUAUUUGCAUUCAAAACAGCACCGAUUCUCCUAUGUACACCUGGGUUUUUCUUGGUUGUUGGCAGAUACGUAGGAUGUUCCAAGCUUCUUAAAGAUCGUGCCACAGUUCUUCUAUCUAUUUAGGCUGUCUCAAUUGCUUCUGUCUCUUCAUGUAAUCCCAGACUUACUCAAUGAUGUUGAGAUCGGGGCUCUGUGCGGGCCAUACCAUCUGUUGUAUGACUCAUUCUUCUUCUAUUCAAUUCUAUUUGAAUUGAAUAGAAGAGGAAUGUUCAAAUCUAAAAUUGAUAUUUCCUACUCAUACACUAAAAUCAAAAUAUAUAAAAUAACCAUUUUAAGACAAAUGUUUCUGUAAAAAAUAUAAUGCACUCAAGGCUUUUGCACAGUACUAUAUAUAUAUAUAUAUGAGAUGAGAAUAUAUAUAUAUAUAUAUAUAUAGAUUAUCAUUAGUAAACUGUUCCAACUGGAAAAUACAAUACUAGGACAAUAGUGGCAAAACUUGAAAUAAUUGGGUAUGCAGCAUCUUGCACUGAAUUGCUUGUAUCAACUGUAUUCUUUUAUUCAAGUGAAAAAAAUAAGAAAAUACAGUAACUUUUCUUUGUAUAAAUAGUCAAAUAUAUCAGAAACUUUUCUUGAAUAGGUAAUUCUGAACCUCGCCAAACCUCAGAAAGUGAUGUCUUACUGACUGUAUCUUUGCAGUUUUAAUUUAUAAUUUUAUUCUUUUAAAAACUCAACUUAUGCAGCUUUUCAGAAGGUAUGUUUGAAAGGGUUUGAAAGAGAAUGAAGUUUAUUUAUCUGCAUGACAGAGAUCUGUUAACAUGAUCUGUUAGUUUGGAGGUCAUUAUUAGAUUUGCUGAGUGUUAUUCAGGAUGAAUUCACAGAAUUUUACGUUUUGUAAAGAUUAAAAUUGGAAUAUUAUUUUAUACAGUGAUGAUCUUGAUAUACUAAACAAAUUUUAAGAAACGCUCUCAAUAGACAUGCCAGAUCAACAUCAAUGUAAACAACUCAAAUGCACAUUAUGAAAGAAACAUGCAAAAUCAGUGCAAUAAAUCA
Messenger RNA from Myxocyprinus asiaticus (Chinese sucker), 5012 nucleotides. Its product is annotated as E3 ubiquitin-protein ligase MARCHF1-like. The transcript is spliced from 7 exons. Bases 201 to 1772 code for a protein of 523 amino acids. The record is from RefSeq and is a predicted model, not a curated record. Gene Ontology annotation, biological process: protein polyubiquitination; immune response; antigen processing and presentation of peptide antigen via MHC class II. Gene Ontology annotation, molecular function: ubiquitin protein ligase activity; zinc ion binding; MHC protein binding. Gene Ontology annotation, cellular component: early endosome membrane; lysosome; late endosome membrane. Lineage: Eukaryota; Metazoa; Chordata; Actinopteri; Cypriniformes; Catostomidae.